AGAUUGAUUUGGAUACCAUAGAUGUGAGCAACCUCAACAGGCAGUUUUUGUUUCAAAAGAAACAUGUUGGAAAGUCAAAAGCGCAGGUUGCCAAGGAAAGCGUGUUACAGUUUUACCCAGAAGCUAAUAUUAUAGCUUAUCAUGACAGCAUCAUGAACCCUGACUAUAAUGUAGAAUUCUUCCGUCAAUUUACAUUGGUUAUGAAUGCUUUGGAUAACAGAGCUGCACGUAACCACGUAAACAGGAUGUGUCUGGCUGCUGAUAUUCCUCUUAUAGAGAGUGGAACUGCAGGCUACCUUGGACAAGUAACCGUUAUCAAAAAGGGAGUUACAGAGUGUUAUGAAUGUCAUCCUAAACCCACUCAGAAGACUUUUCCAGGCUGCACAAUUCGCAACACUCCAUCAGAACCUAUCCACUGCAUUGUAUGGGCUAAGUAUUUGUUCAAUCAGCUGUUUGGAGAAGAAGAUGCUGAUCAAGAAGUAUCGCCUGACAGAGCUGAUCCUGAAGCUGCCUGGGAACCAGCAGAAGCAGAAGCCAGAGCACGAGCAUCUAAUGAAGAUGGUGAUAUUAAACGCGUGUCAACUAAGGAGUGGGCUAAAUCAACUGGAUAUGACCCAGUUAAACUUUUUACUAAGCUUUUCAAAGAUGACAUCAGAUACUUGCUGACAAUGGAUAAGCUUUGGAGGAAAAGAAAACCUCCAGUGCCACUAGACUGGACUGAAGUACAGAAUCAAGAAAAAAAUACACCUGAUCAACAAAAUGAAUCCUCCAUGGUCCUGAAAGAUCAACAGGUUCUGGAUGUCAAGAGCUAUGCACGCUUGUUUUCAAAGAGUGUGGAAACUUUGAGACAUCACCUAGCUGAAAAAGGUGAUGGAGCUGAGCUUAUAUGGGAUAAGGAUGAUCCAUCUGCAAUGGAUUUUGUCACUUCUGCUGCAAACCUCAGGAUGCAUGUUUUCAGUAUGAAUAUGAAGAGCAGAUUUGAUAUCAAAUCAAUGGCAGGAAAUAUUAUCCCGGCUAUUGCCACAACUAACGCAGUAAUAGCUGGUCUAAUCGUGUUGGAAGGUUUGAAGAUAUUAUCAGGAAAACUAGAUCAGUGUAGAACAAUUUUUCUGAACAAACAGCCAAAUCCAAGAAAGAAGCUUCUUGUUCCUUGUGCUUUGGAUCCUCCAAAUCCCAAUUGUUAUGUGUGCGCAAGUAAGCCAGAAGUGACGGUGAAACUUAAUGUACACAAAGUUACAGUGUUAACAUUACAAGACAAGAUAGUGAAAGAAAAAUUUGCUAUGGUAGCACCGGAUGUGCAGAUAGAAGACGGAAAAGGAACUAUUCUUAUCUCCUCAGAGGAGGGAGAAACAGAAGCAAAUAACCACAGGAAGUUAUCAGAUUUUGGAAUUCGAAAUGGCACUAGGCUACAAGCAGAUGACUUCCUCCAGGACUAUACGCUGUUAAUCAACGUACUUCAUUGUGAAGAUCUAGAAAAUGAUGUAGAAUUUGAGGUUGUUGGAGAUGCUCCUGAAAAAGUUGGCCCCAAACCAUCAGAACCAGCUUCUAAGAACAUCACUAAUGGUAGCGAUGAUGGAGCACAGCCAUCAACAUCAACAGCUCAAGAUCAAGAUGAUGUAUUGAUUGUUGAUUCUGAUGAUGAAGGCCCUUCAAGCAAUACUGAUGAUGAUAAUACAGAAGGCAAAAAUCGCAAGAGAAAACUGGAUGACAAAGAGCAUGUCAGUACAAAGAGAGUGCGUACAGAGCCAACGGAAGAACAAGAUGACAUCAUAGCACUAGACUGAGCACAUAUACCCAGUGACAUAAAGAUCCAUAUAACACAGUACAACAAGGAUAUUACUUUGGGGUGUGUUAAAUGUUCAGAACUAGACUAAUUUUAUGGCCUUUUGUUUCAAGGGAAAAAUCACACUGCAGACUUAAUGAACAUGUGUCCAUCCCUCUUGAUGGUAAAACACUCAUUUCAAUAGGAAGGUAGAAGUUUUCCAAUAUGUUAUAUUAAAUGUAGUAGAAACUUAGUUUAUGGAUACUUAAACACAAGUAUUUGCUUAAACAGUCAUGAAAAACAAGCAUGUUAUUUUUUUUUUUUUUUAUGUAAAUACCUUUAGGUAUGAAUUUAGGGAAAAAAAGUUACUCUGGUUUAGUAAAGGGUCAUCAUUUGAUACCCCGCUUUAUAAAUAUUAGAUUUUUAUUUUUUGGCUAGCAGGAAAAUAUCUUUAGCCUAGAUCUAAUCAUUUUUCACACCCUCAGCUAAAGUGAGAGAGCAGAUUCUUUAAAACAAAAGUGCUAUGUUUAAACUUUGUUCUUAAACACCAACUGGCACUAUGUACAUUACUGUAAAACAAUGUUAAUUUACUCAAGUUUUUCAGCUCGUACUGCCUGGUAUGUCAGUGUAAGAAGCAGAUUUUGUGUAUUGUUACAGUUUCAGGUUAUUUAUAUUUGAUGUUUUGUAAAACUCAAAUACUACUACUAUACUGUACAUCUGAUGGACCAAAUAAAUGACAUCUGAAAUACUUGCUAU
This is a messenger RNA of Alligator sinensis (Chinese alligator), 2518 nucleotides long. It is a transcript of the gene UBA2, whose product is annotated as ubiquitin like modifier activating enzyme 2. Gene Ontology annotation, biological process: protein sumoylation. Gene Ontology annotation, cellular component: cytoplasm; SUMO activating enzyme complex. Gene Ontology annotation, molecular function: SUMO activating enzyme activity. Bases 153 to 1784 code for a protein of 543 amino acids. Lineage: Eukaryota; Metazoa; Chordata; Crocodylia; Alligatoridae. The record is from RefSeq and is a predicted model, not a curated record. The transcript is spliced from 16 exons.